AUGCAGCCACUUAGCCAUAAAGCUGGAUCGCAAAGUCGCAAAGUAAAGCUUGCUCAUUCAUAUCAAGAACUUUUACAUGAGUUCUCUUCAAAAGAUCUCCGCACCGUCGGUAACUAUGCACUUGGGCGAUUAAUUGGAAAAGGAUCAUUCGGAAAAGUCUAUCUAGCUUCCCACAAGCUCACAAAUGGGUCAAAAGUUGUUCUGAAGUCAGCCAAAAAAGACGAUUCAAACCUAGCACGGGAAAUUCAUCAUCAUCGCCAAUUUAUACACCCACACAUCGCACGCCUCUACGAAGUCAUAAUUACAGAGAAUCUUGUAUGGCUUGUCCUAGAAUAUUGUCCUGGUGAUGAACUUUACAAUUACCUUUUAAAACAUGGAACAUUAUCUGUGGAAAAAGUACAGAAAGUUUUUACGCAAUUAGUAGGAGCCGUUGCAUAUGUACAUGCUGCAUCAUGCGUGCACAGAGACUUGAAGCUUGAAAAUAUUAUGCUCGACAGAAAUGAGAACGUCAAGCUGUGCGACUUUGGUUUCACGCGAGAGUACGAAGGGAAGGGAAACUACUUGCAGACAUACUGCGGUACAGUCGCGUAUAGUGCUCCAGAGAUGAUUAAGGGUGAAAAAUAUGCGGGUGAAAAAGUUGACGUGUGGAGUCUCGGCGUAAUAUUAUACGCACUACUUUGCGGGGAGUUACCUUUCGAUGAAGACGAUGAAAAUGCGACAAGGAUGAAGAUAUUAACAAGUGAGCCAAAAUGGCCCAAUCACUUAACAUCUGAUGCGCGUUCGCUGUUAGGUUUGCUACUUUCUAAGAGAACCCUAAUUCGACCCACUUUAUCCGACAUCUUAGAACAUCCUUUUCUAAAUGAGUAUGCUCCACAACAGCAGGCAAUUUUGAAGUACAAACAUCCUCCUCCCUUUUCGACUCAGUUAGAAAAAGAGACUUUGCAAAGAAUGCGUAGUGCCGGGGUUGACGUUGAUCAAGUAAUUGAGAACGUGAUGGCCAAAAGUUGUGACGCUCUUGCAGGGUGGUGGGCUUUACUUAUUGAAAAGGAACAAAGAAAACAGAUUAAAAGAGAGCGAAAGCGCAAAGAGAGAGAGACUGAAAAUCGAGGAUCAAGAAGGCUGAGCGGUGCAAGCAAUGGUAGACUGGAUUUCAUGUCUACUUCAAUAGCCGGAAUUUGUGAAGAAGUGUCCCAAACUAGACCUAAUGAAUCGCCGAAGAUAAGGGGAAGGAAAGAGAGACGAAGUACUCAUUUCUCUGAUGAAAAUCAAGAUCUUCCUGGCCUCCCUGAACAUCCAGCUCUAUUCACUUCCGAAAUAAUUAAAUCACCAUCUUCAAUAGAGAAAGGUGCACUUAGAUCAUCCAGCUCAUCUAGACAGCGACGCCCGCCACCGCCUCCUAAAGAAGGAACAAUACGGGGGGCCAAGUCUCGUGGAAGUACAUUACAGCUUGUUACUCCAAACCACGAACUGUUGGACUCCAAGUCAAACAACCUUAUGGUUAGGACCCCUAGGCGAAAACAUCAACACUCUUUCAUUAAUCAGCUGGCUCACUGGAAGCAUUGGAUAAUAGACUCCGCAAAGCGGACAAAAUCGCCCAAUAGGAAAUCAUCAAGGUCAACUAUAGAACUCCAUGAGAAAACAUCUUCCAACCCAAGAAUUGAGAUGAAUUCACCAAAUUCUAAACCAGCAGUUUCUAAGGCGACACUCACUAAGCCUACCAUGUCCUCUUGGUCUCAGUCAAAUCCUCCUCCAACAAAAUACUCGAACUCGAAUUCGAAUUCUAAAAUCCAAACUACUAUGCCAUUGACUCCACGUGGAACCUUCCGUUAUUCUAAUAUAGGACUUCGAGGACGCAAAUCUACUUCUUCUUCUGUCUCUUCAGUUCGCAGUGUUCAUCACCAUAAUCAUACGCAUUCUAAGGCCUCUUCAACUUCGUCCGAUUGCUCUAUUUCAACAGCUAAAUUUUCCCUUACUUCACGCUCCAGUCCUCAUCACUCUGUAAAAGUUCUUCCUGCGACACCUAUUGCUGGAAGUUUUCCCUCAAAUAUUCGUGUUGUGCGUCAACCAACAUCACUUACUUUGAAUGAAGUUCCAUGGCGUAACAACGCUAGUGGCGGUAUUGUAUUUGCUAAGCGGAAAAAAAAAAUCCUCAAGGGUCCAAUGCUAAGUAUAAGCUCACCAACUAGUACAAGUCUAGUGUGCCAUUCAAGAAGUACGAGCCAGGGGGGACGAGGAAGCGGUGAGAUCAUACAAGAAGAGGAUGAAGAUGAUAUAGAAGAAGUCGACGCUUUCAGUCCUAUGGCUGGACCAGGAGAAAUAGAAGAGCCAGUUUUCCCGGCAGGUGAAGCUCUAAACGAUAUUAAAGUUAUGCUUGAAUCUGGUUAG
Blumeria graminis f. sp. triticale is the source of this 2385-nucleotide messenger RNA. The record is from the annotation of a GenBank genome assembly. NCBI's taxonomy places the organism in Eukaryota, Fungi, Ascomycota, Leotiomycetes, Helotiales, Erysiphaceae.